CCGUCUGGACCAUGUUGUUUGUUUUCGAUUGCAAUGCUAACUAAUCUGGCUUUGUUUAAGCUCGGAUCUCCGCACCCAGAUUUGUUUGGCCAAGAAAUUGGCAUGUCCCCAAAGAAAUACCAAGAACAAAGAAUAGGUUGCUACUCUUUGUUCGUGGCUGUGAUUCUUCAAAAGAAAGAAUAGGGUAUUGUGUAGAAGACUUUUGAUUGGCUGGAGCGUCCAAUCCAAGAAAUUCUAAUGAUGGAGCAUGCGCUCCAGUUUCGGAACCAGAGGUGUUCUAUUGACUAAUUCGGUCUAAUUGCUGUUCACGCAUCUAUCGCUGGUCGUUGAUCCACUCAUUUGCAGGUCGCCUAAUUAAGUCCCAAAUAGACAAAAGAGAGCUAACAAUGAUUUGGGGCUUCUGGAUGCGCUAUUCCCGCGUGGAUCACAACACCAUGCAUCGUCGAAAGCAGUACAACGUAAAGAAGAUCGUCCAGGUCGCGUUGAUAGUGAUCGUACUCAUAUCUCCAAUCGGGGGGCUACUCUUAUUUCCAUCCACCACGGUGCUUCAGCUCACCUCGUCCAUCUCGAUACCUCUCGACCUGCCCACACGCACCAAGGUCUUCGUGGACAUGGGUUUUCAAAUGAACUACAACCUGCCCACCACGGUGUCGGCGUUCUACAACGCCUCCAUCUGGGCGGACGAGCUGUCGCGCCGACAAAAGCGCCACUUGCCAAAAAUUUCGGAUCUGCAAAGCUUGGAACGGGAACAGGACGUUGGCAUGCAUCCAGGUGACUUAACGGCCGGCCAGAUGUACUUGGGGCUGGAGAACUUGCUCGAGACCUAUGGAGUCCACAGAUCUUGCCUGCUACGCAGUGUUUGCGAACUAGCCUUGCAUCCUUUUGCUGAAAAUCAUUAUUAUGCUAUGGUUACCCAGGCCAUCACCUUUCUUCUCACGCCUUCCCAGCAUGAGGGUUUCGCUGAGGAUGAGCAGCAUUACCGCGACAAAUACGAACGAGCCGAACAGAUUGGCUUCCUGGGCGGGGAAUGCCACCUCUCGUAUCCUAGCUGCGACAUGGACAUCAUAAACUUAGCCACCCGACUGGUCAGAUGAAAUAAAGAUAACCGAAUAGCCUA
This is a messenger RNA of Drosophila ananassae, 1117 nucleotides long. RefSeq lists its product as uncharacterized. The coding region runs from base 387 to 1094 and encodes 235 amino acids. The record is from RefSeq and is a predicted model, not a curated record. Lineage: Eukaryota; Metazoa; Arthropoda; Insecta; Diptera; Drosophilidae. The transcript is spliced from 2 exons.